Molecule: messenger RNA, 2486 nt
Organism: Cladocopium goreaui
Lineage: Eukaryota; Dinophyceae; Suessiales; Symbiodiniaceae
Source: the annotation of a GenBank genome assembly
AGCAUUUUGGCUGAGACCAGUCUGCAGUUUCACAUGUGACCGGAUGGCGGAAGAAGAGGAGAAGAAGGAUGUGGAGGCCACCAAGGCUGAGGCAAAGGAGACACCACUUGACCCGGCGGAGAAGAAACGAUUAGAACGUGAAGCUGCUGAGCGGAAAAGAAAAAAUGAAAAGAAAAAGAAACUCAAGGAGAAAAAAAAGGCAGCAAAAGCCGAAGAGAAUAAGGAAGCUGGUAGCCAGCCAACAGUCAAAGGGGCUGGAAAGCCUGGGGGCAAAGGUGCCAAGGGCAAAGGUGGCGCCAAAGGAAAGGCUGGCAAAGCCCCUGGCUCAACCAAGCCAAAGGACGACGACGAGAUUGAGGUGGACUACGUCGUCCCUGAAGUACUUGCCGGCAACGACCAGCCGGAAGAUGAGACCUUUGCUGCGAUCAUGGAGAGAUUUAAAUAUGUGGAGCCUGAAAAGAAGGAGGAGCCUGAUGAUGAUGAGGACAAGCCCAAGAAGCGUGCGAAGCCAAAGGCAUCACUACUGGAGGAGGCGGAGGACAGUGAUGAUGAUCAGAAUGCUGGAAAAGUGUCCAAGAAGAAGCAGCGAGUGCAAAAUCGCAUGUCAGUUGCAGAGUUGAAGACUCUGGUGAAGCGUCCUGAUGUUGUGGAAGUCUGGGACACAACUGCUUCGGAUCCACGUUUGCUGGUGUAUUUGAAGGCAUACCGCAAUACCGUGGCAGUGCCUAGACACUGGAGCAGCAAACGGAAGUACAUGGCAGGAAAACGUGGCGUUGAAAAGCCUCCUUUCAAGUUGCCUGACUUCAUCGAAGCCACUGGCAUCGCCAAGAUUCGCCAGGCAAUCAUGGAGAAGCAGGCCGACAUGUCCUUCAGGCAAAAGAGUCGGGAGCGCGUGCAUCCCAAGAUGGGAAAACUGGACAUCGACUACCAGGUUCUUCAUGAUGCCUUCUUCAAGUUCGCCAACAAGCCCAAGCUGUCGAAGCACAAUGACAUGUACUACGAGGGCAAGGAGUACGAGACGAAGAUGCUGACGAAACGACCUGGGCAGCUGAGCGCGGCAUUGAAAGAGGCUCUGGGCAUGGAUGAUGGCGCUCCUCCGCCCUGGCUCUUCAACAUGCAGCGCUACGGACCACCUCCAGCUUACCCAAACCUCAAAAUUCCAGGGCUCAAUGCUCCCAUCCCCGAGGGUGCAGAGUAUGGAUAUCACCCAGGAGGUUGGGGAAAACCCCCAGUUGAUGAGUUUGGGAAUCCUUUGUACGGCGACUGGAAGGCAGAUCAGGCGCCGACACCAUCAGCCCCGGAGGACGCGACCCUGUGGGGCGAAGUGGAUGAUUUUGAAGAGGAGGAAGAGGACGAUGAAGUCGAGGCUGAGAGGGGUGAUGGUGCAGCAACCCCCAUGCUGGGAACAGCAACUCCACUGGUGGGAUCCGGCUCCGCAACGCCAGUGGUGUCAGGUGGUGUUCACAGCAUCAGCGGCGUCUCUUCCAUGACGAGUGGUAUGGACACGCCAGGAACUGGGACACGCAGCAAAAAGGGAGGCAUCGCAUCCGUCAGUGGUAUCAGCUCCGCUUCUUUGACUCCAACGCCACAGCUUUUCCAGGUGUUGGAGGAACAGAAGUCCAGAUCUGCGAAGAAAGGGGUGUACCCCACAUCCCACACCUACAAAGUGGGCAGCAGGAGCGGUGGUGGCUCAUCCACACCGAUUGGUGGUGUUGGCAGCUCCGGCACUGGAACUCCACUGGCUGGCAUUGGGACUCCCAUCGGUGGAAUUGGUACCCCUAUUGCUGGCAUCGGAACUCCUCACGGGAUCUCCACGCCACAUGGCAUUGGCACUCCUGGUAUGGGUACAAGGACACCUCAUGGAAUCACUACUCCAUUGGGUGUCGGCUCUGCAGGUCAUGGUACUGGCACAGGGACACCAGGAAUGGGAACGCCUGGCGUUGGCACGCCCAUCGGUGGUAUCGGCACGCCGGUGGGUGGCGGCGGAGUCCACACGCCAGUGGGUGGCAUUGCAACUCCGGUAGGUGGCAUCGCCACUCCCUUGGGCGGCAUCGCAACACCUGUGGGUGGAAUUGCAACACCGGUGGGGGGUAUCGCGACGCCUGUGGGGCAGCACACCCCAGCGGGUGUUGCCACCCCGGUGGGUGGAGUCUCAACUCCCACCGGGAUGCCUGGAGCUCCCACUCCGGUGGGUGGAGCUGAUACGCCUGGACCAGUGACCAUGAACCUGAACCCAGAGCAGGUGGAGACCGAAGGUAUCCUCACUGCGGACAUUAUUCGUCAGCAGCUGAAACAGCAUGAGGAGGCAGCAGCCAAAGCCAAGUUGGCCGCCGGACAGAAAGAGGUUGAGCAGAAAAAGACGGUGGCGAAGCCAACCAAGAAGAGAAAGGAGAAGACCAAGUUCAAGUUCUGAGCACGUGCGCACGUGCGUUGCUGGUUACACAUGCCCAGUUCGUGCACUUACUCACCUAUUUCAAUUGUGUUGC